CUAUGUAGUCCUAGCCCGUACACCGGUCGUUGCGGUUCAGGUGCGUUGGCCCCGAGAGUAUAGUGCGGCUGUGAAGUGCGCGCCAAAAUAUAACGAAAAAAAAUAUAUUAUUUUACAUCACCACGGGGCUCGUGCGCUCGUGUAUUAUUAUUGUCACGGCGCCGUAUCGCGGCCGCCUCCGUCCCAAUAAUAGCACCAUAAUAAUAUUGCCGUAAUAAAUCGUCACUGUAAUAUUAUUGUUGUUGUUGUUGUCGUCGUCGAAUAAUAGUAAAUUGCCAGUUUUGCGCCUCCGGCGACGGGUGGACACGCACGCCGCCGUUUACAGCGUCCACGUCGGUGGUGGUGUUUGGCGGUGAUGUGGUGUGUACAGGUGAUUGUCAUGCGCGUGUGAGUCGCGCGGUCACCGUCCCGUAGGCGAACGGCGGAUCGGUAGGUACACGAUAUUGUUAUAGGAAUCGCGCGUCGCGUCGCCGUCCUCCGCAGUCGUCCGCGGACAACCGGUCUUCGCGGUCCGUAUUUCGCCAUCGGACGUGCUCGCGCGCUCCGGUCACGCCCGUGCGUCAACGCCACUGUCGCACAGCAGCGUCAUGCCGUCGGUCGCGUACUCGGGAUGUUUGGUCUCGCUGGUGGCCGUCUUCGUCGCUGCCAUAUGGCCGUCCGCCGAGUCGUACCGCGUGGACAAGUACUCGCUACUCAUGCCCAAUGUCCAGCCCAAAAAGAUGGACUUGUAUUUGUGCACUCCUAUUAGAAUAGACCCAAGCAAGUCUUACUUUAUUGUUGGUUUUGAGCCAAAAGCCCAUGGUCAUACAUCGCACCAUAUGGUACUUUAUGGGUGUUCAGAACCUGGAACCGAAGAUCCCGUUUGGAAUUGUGGAGAAAUGCAAAUGGCAUCAAAUUCACAUAAGACGUACAUGCAUUCCACUCCAUGCAAAUCAGGAUCUAAUAUAAUGUACGCUUGGGCUCGUGAUGCACCAACUUUGAAACUUCCAGAUGGUGUUGGUUUUAAAGUCGGAGGCGAUUCGCAGAUCAAUUAUUUAGUUUUACAAGUUCACUAUCACAGGACAUUUAAUGAAGACGAAACGGAUAACUCUGGGAUAUAUUUGCAUUACACAGAACAACAAUUAGAUAAACAAGCUGGAGUGUACUUACUAGCUACAAACGGAAGAAUCCCUCCAAAUUCCAUCGAACACAUGGAAACAUCGUGUCCUCUCUACGAGACUGGGAAAGUCAUACAUCCGUUUGCGUAUAGAGUCCACACCCACGAACUUGGUAAAGUUGUAGCUGGUUACAGAGUAAAGAAUAGUAACGGAGUACAAACAUGGGAUCUACUAGGAAAAAGAGAUCCCAUGACUCCACAAAUGUUUUAUCCAAUAGAGAAGAAUAUUACCGUCAAGUUUGGUGAUAUAUUGGCUGCCAGGUGCACAAUGGAAAGCAGGCGAAACACCGUUACUAAAAUUGGCGCGACAAGCGACGACGAAAUGUGCAAUUUUUACGUGAUGUACUGGGUAGAGGGGACUGAACCUUUGGAACAACAGAUCUGCGUGUCGGAAGGAUCUCCGCGGUAUUAUUGGUACAGUGAUCCGUAUCUGACCAACAUUCCGGACGAAGAAGCGUCGACCUUAUAAACACUAUAGUUAACAAAAUGUUAUAAUAUUAUUGAUUCUUUUUUUGGUUGUCAGAUAUCUCGGUACCUAUUUUAUUUAUGAGUACUUAUCUAUAAUAGGUACCCGUCCCAAUACCAAUAUUCCUUUUUUAUUUUAAUAUAAUUUAUUGUUAUUUA
Molecule: messenger RNA, 1780 nt
Organism: Rhopalosiphum maidis (corn leaf aphid)
Lineage: Eukaryota; Metazoa; Arthropoda; Insecta; Hemiptera; Aphididae
Gene: Phm
Product: peptidylglycine alpha-hydroxylating monooxygenase
Exons: 10
Coding region: 588-1625 (345 amino acids)
Biological process (GO): peptide metabolic process
Cellular component (GO): membrane; extracellular region
Molecular function (GO): copper ion binding; oxidoreductase activity, acting on paired donors, with incorporation or reduction of molecular oxygen, reduced ascorbate as one donor, and incorporation of one atom of oxygen
Source: RefSeq, a predicted model, not a curated record